AUGGGGACCAGGUCAGAUUUGAAGGUCUCUGAUGUCGAGUCGAAGGUAGGGGAGAAGAAAAAGCGGCGACUUUUUGGUCCUAGAGACGUUCCGAUAAACAUCAACUUCCCAAAUGAGAAAGGUAUACCAGAUGAUCUAUAUGAUCCGGACAUUCCAGUUGAAGAAAUUUUAAAGGACGCUCCACGAUUACUGAAAAAGCAGGCUGAGCUGCUCAAAGAAGAGCUGUCUUCGACUGAAAUUACAUUCGAAAAGAAGGAACUAGUCGAAGACAUGGUUGGUGUGCGGCACAAUGAAGCACGAGUCGAGUGGAGAUUUGACACCCCAGAAGCAUUGUCGAAGUGGAAUACGGGAUGCGAUUCUGAUUGGAAGGAAGGAUACUCAACAGUUCAGUUCGUCCCUACUGACAACAAUACCGCACUUUUCAAAGGCCAAGAUUUUGUAACAGAAUGUGAAAGAGACGCGAGUAGAUGCGAGCUGGCUUGUGCAAGCAUCUCUCUUGGAAUCGUGUUGAUGGAUCGCAUAGACGGCGAAUUUCAAUUGGAAUUGGACUAUAUCGGCGUUUACAACGACCAAACGCACUUUGAAAAAUUUGCUUACGAAACUUAUACGUUACCUAUAUGGAACACACACGGGUUCUAG
Molecule: messenger RNA, 639 nt
Organism: Ostertagia ostertagi
Lineage: Eukaryota; Metazoa; Nematoda; Chromadorea; Rhabditida; Trichostrongylidae
Source: the annotation of a GenBank genome assembly